CGCGCGCCACGUGUUCCCGCCCAAUCCCUCCGUUAAAAGGGCGGACCCAAAUCCCGAGGCCCCUAAAAUUCCGUUCGUUUUUCUCACAAUCCAAAAUCUUCAAUUUCUUAUUUCCUUCAUCACCAAAACGAUGCCGUAUUGCGAAGUCGCGUCGCCGCAGAAUGCCGCCGCCGUCGACGAAAAGCUCGACGCCGCAACCAAAAUCUACUACCGCACUUACGGCCGCGGCCCCACCAAGGUCCUCCUGAUCAUCGGUUUGGCCGGAACGCACGGCUCGUGGGGCCCGCAGAUUCAGGGGCUCACGGGGUCGGUGACGCCGAACGACGAGAACAGGCCGGCGGCGGAGGAGGAGGAGGAGUGCGAGCGCGACAAUGAGGCUGGUUUCAGCGGCGGAGGAAUCGAGGUGUGCGCGUUUGAUAAUCGGGGCAUGGGCCGGAGCUCCGUGCCGGUCAAAAAGUCCGAAUACACAACAAGAACAAUGGCGAAGGAUGCGAUCGCGUUGAUGGAUCAUUUGGGGUGGAAACAAGCGCAUGUCUUCGGGCAUUCCAUGGGAGCUAUGAUUGCUUGCAAGUUAGCAGCAAUGGUGCCUGACAGGGUUUUGUCAUUGGCUCUGCUUAAUGUGACAGGAGGAGGUUUUGAAUGUUUACCAAGGCUCGACCGCAAAACAUUAUCUAUUGCUAUCCGUUUUUUGAAGGCAAAGACUCCGGAGCAAAGAGCAGCUGUUGACUUGGAUACUCACUAUUCGAAGGAGUAUCUUGAGGAAAACGUUGGAUCCAACACAAGAAGAGCAAUUUUAUACCAAGAAUAUGUAAAAGGUAUAUCAGCAACUGGGAUGCAGUCUAAUUAUGGUUUCGAAGGUCAACUGAAUGCGUGCUGGACACAUAAAAUGACACCAACUGAAAUUGAAAUGAUCCGCUCCUCUGGGUUUCUCGUUUCAGUCAUUCAUGGCAGGCAUGAUGUCAUUGCUCAAAUAUAUCAUGCAAAGAGACUGGCACAGAAGCUGCAGCCUGUGGCUAGAAUGGUAGAUCUUCCCGGAGGACAUCUUGUGAGUCAUGAGAGGACUGAAGAGGUCAAUAAAGCUCUUCUUCAGUUAAUCAAGGCUUCAGAAGCUAAGACCGAGCCAUAUGAUUGGACAAAUUUGCCUGAGAAAAGUUCCAGUUGGGUGGUUACAAGGAUGUUGUUUAUCAAAAAGAGUAAUGGCGAGGCUAACAAUUCAUCUCUGGCAUCCAGUAUGUUUCAGAAGCUACAUAUGUUCCUCUUGUACUUGUUUGGUCUAUUUGCGUUGGCAUACGAGAAAGGAAUCAUGACUUUUAGAAGUAUAAAACCAGCUAGAGUUGCGAAUUCCAUUACAUAAGCCGUUGUCCAAUGGAGCUCCAACUCUUUCACUGGUAAAACACUUUUCUUUGAUUCUGUUUCCUUCAGGAGAAACAUAUAUACAGAGUAAAAUUUGAGACUGACAUUGGAGUUUCUCUCAACAGGAGCUCAUUGUUUUUCCAGAGUCAUAUACCAGAGUUCAUUAACAUAAUGAGGCCUUUUAUACACAAUAAAGACAUGUUGCAGUCUGGAGAAGAAUUGGAGAGAGAUCACUACGGCCAAUAUUUAGGCAGUUCCCCGUUUCUCCUUAUCCUGCAACAAAUAUAUACAGAGCUGCAUCUUUUACAGAAUUACAGUCCAAAAGAAUGAGGGAAAAGGAAUAGGGUGUUUCUACGUUUAUCUAUCUUUUUGUUCCUCAUGUAAAUUUACUCAGAAUUGCCUAUCCAUUCACUCUUGGCAACAGAACAACCUUGUACUUGAGAAUUCUGAUUUAAAUUCAACACUAUUCAAUAUUGACAGUACCAUAUCAACUUAACAAAUUAACAGCGUGUUUACUUCACCGGAUGGAAUUGUAUUUUCCCGGAAUCGAUUGCAUUCCAAUGUUUACUUGCACCAAGGAAAUCCGGAGAGGGGAGGUUGGAAUUG
Messenger RNA from Argentina anserina (silverweed cinquefoil), 1959 nucleotides. RefSeq lists its product as uncharacterized. Lineage: Eukaryota; Viridiplantae; Streptophyta; Magnoliopsida; Rosales; Rosaceae. The transcript is spliced from 10 exons. Gene Ontology annotation, molecular function: catalytic activity. Bases 131 to 1354 code for a protein of 407 amino acids. The record is from RefSeq and is a predicted model, not a curated record.